AUGCCUUCCCUCAGAGCUUUCAUUGCAGCACUAGCAUUACCGUUCCUUUCUAUAGCGCAGUUCCCGUCGACGCCUACUGACCUGACUGCCCUGGAGUCCGUGGUCGGCAGUGGCUCAUCGAUAUCCUUCAAACAGACCGCAGUAUGCGAGCAUACUACCGGAGUCAAGGCGUAUAGUGGCUACGUUCACAUCCCGGCUGGCUCCGCUCCUGAUGCUGGAGACUUCGACAUUAAUACCUUCUUUCUGUACUUCGAAUCGCGCAAAGACGCGUCAAAUGCGCCGUUGGGUAUAUACCUCGCCGGUGGUCCUGGGGAGGCCUCUACAUACUCCGCUCUUUCCAGCGAGAAUGGUCCAUGCUACGUCAAUCCCGAUGGAACGGACACGAUUGACAAUCCCUGGUCUUUCAACAACUACCUCAAUAUGCUCUACCUUGACCAACCUCUCGAUGCCGGCUUCUCCUACAGCAAGCUGAUCAACGGUACCUACGAGUUGACCGAGACUGGAGGCGCUGUAGCACCUCUAGAGGACUUCGAUGCCGCAUCUCCGCCACCGCCGUCCAACCUCGUCGCUGGGUAUGGGACUUUUCCAGAUCAGUCGUUCAACCUCACUGUCAAGAAUACGGUCCAGGCCAGUCGUGCUUUGUGGCAUGUCAUCGACCAUCUGCUGCCCUCAUUCCCGGCCUACGACACGACAUCGAAGGACAUCAACAUCAUCGGCAACAGCUGGGGCGGAUACUAUGUGCCUGAAUUCGCCGCCCAAACUGUCAAGAACCUGAAGGAGCUCGACGACGGUCAUCCACUGAAACAACACCGAGUCGACUCUAUCGGCAUCACAAACGGCUGCGUUGAUCAGCUCACUGGCAUCCUGGGCUAUGCCGAAUACGCACACAACAACACGUACGACGUCGAAUAUGCCACUGAUGCCGAAUACGAGGCAGCGCUGACCAACUUCACGAUGGAAGGCGGCUGUCGAGACGCCAUUGAAGCAUGUCGCGCUGUCGGUCUGGAAGGUGAUCCCACAUUCGAGAGCAACAACGCAACCGUCAACGAAGCCUGUAUGAAGGCUUUCGGAUUGUGCCAGGAGACGAUCAUUGGUGCUUUUCCUGCUUUGAAUGAGCGAUGGGCCUUCGACACAGCUGAAUCCGCUGUUCCCUUCCCACCCUGCGAUCACUAUCUCCCCGUCGAGACCUACCUUAACAACGCCACCACGCAGCUCCUUCUCGGCGUACCUUUGAAUUUCACUUACGUCUCCUCGAUCGUCAGCUCCAACUUCGGCCUCACACAGACGUUACCUGUGAAUGCCACUUCCGGAGACACGAUCCGUCAAAACGGCCUGCCGAACAUUGAAUACUUGUUGCAGGAUGGCGUCAAGGUAGCUUUCGUGUUCGGCGAUCGCGACUACAGAUGUCCAUGGCAGGGUGGAGCGAUGACUGCGCUGGCAGCGGAGUGGGACGGGAAGCAAGGAUUUGUCGAAGCCGGGUACGAAGAGAUGCAGGGUCAGAGCGGUCUCAAAGCUUUGGUGAAGCAAUUUGGAAAGUUCAGUUUCACCAGGGUGAUGAAUGCGGGCCAUAGUGUCAGCGCUUAUGCGCCUGAGACGGUGAGCAAGAUUUGGGAGAGGACUGUGAUGGGGACGGAUGCUGUGAGUGGUAAAGUCGAGGUCAGUGGAGAGUAUGCCACGAACGGUCCGAGCAAUAGUUUGGGCUGGAGAAACAAGAUGCCGGACACAACGCCGGGUACUUGUAUGGUCGCGGGAGAGUAUACGGAGACGAAUCCGUGGGAGCCUGUAUUUGAGGCGCUUGGGAUCGGCGCUGGCGGCGAUGGUUCGGAGACGGCGUCAGAGUCAGGCUCUCCAAGCUCGACUUCUGGCAGCGCGAGUUCGAGCGCCACUGCUGGGUCGUCUGCUGGCCAGGUCCGCGUCGCGGCAAGAGUCAUGGCUUGUGUAGUCGCCGUUGGUGCUGUGUUCGCUUUGUAA
Molecule: messenger RNA, 1971 nt
Organism: Cyphellophora attinorum
Lineage: Eukaryota; Fungi; Ascomycota; Eurotiomycetes; Chaetothyriales; Cyphellophoraceae
Product: Carboxypeptidase-like protein
Exons: 3
Coding region: 1-1971 (656 amino acids)
Biological process (GO): proteolysis
Cellular component (GO): fungal-type vacuole
Molecular function (GO): serine-type carboxypeptidase activity
Source: RefSeq, a predicted model, not a curated record